This is a messenger RNA of Mandrillus leucophaeus (drill), 1323 nucleotides long. It is a transcript of the gene FAM3D, whose product is annotated as family with sequence similarity 3, member D. The coding region runs from base 312 to 986 and encodes 224 amino acids. The record is from RefSeq and is a predicted model, not a curated record. The transcript is spliced from 10 exons. NCBI's taxonomy places the organism in Eukaryota, Metazoa, Chordata, Mammalia, Primates, Cercopithecidae.
GUUGAUAGCAAACUUCCUCGAAGGAGGGGCAGAGCCUGCGCAGGGCAGGAGCAGCCGGCCCACUGGCUGCCCACAGCACUCCGUCUCACCCUCUGUGCCCGCUGCAUCUAGAGGAGGGCUGCCUGUGAGGCCACUACCCCUCCAGCAACUGGGAGGCGGGACUCUCAGAAGCUGGCCCAGGGUGGCGGUCAGCUGGGUCAGGGACCCACGGCACCUGCUGGACCACCUCGCCUUCUCCAUCGAAGCAGGGAAGUGGGAGCCUCGAGCCCUCGGGUGGAAGCUGACCCCAAGCCACCCUUCACCUGGACAGGAUGAGAGUGUCAGGUGUGCUUCGCCUCCUGGCCCUCAUCUUUGCCAUAAUCACGACAUGGAUCUUUGUUCGAAGUUACAUGAGCUUCAGCAUGAAAACCAUCCGUCUGCCACGCUGGCUGGUACCACCACCCACCAAGGAGAUCCAGGUUGUAAAGUACAAGUGUGGCCUCACCAAGCCCUGCCCAGCCAACCACUUUGCGUUCAAAAUCUGCAGCGGGGCAGCCAAUGUCGUGGGCCCUUCUAUGUGCUUUGAAGGCCACACGAUCAUGAGUCCUGUGAAAAACAAUGUGGGCAGAGGCCUAAACAUCGCCCUGGUGAAUGGAACCACAGGAGCUGUGCUGGGACAGAGGGCAUUUGACAUGUACUCUGGAGAUGUUAAUCACCUAGUGAAAUUCCUUAAAGAAAUUCCAGGGGGUGCACUUGUGCUGGUGGCCUCCUACGACGACCCGGGGACCAAAAUGAAUGAUGAAAGCAGGAAACUCUUCUCUGACUUGGGGAGUUCCUACGCAAAACAACUGGGCUUCCGGGACAGCUGGGUCUUCAUAGGAACCAAAGACCUCAGGGGUAAAAGCCCCUUUGAGCAGUUCUUAAAGAACAGCCCAGACACAAACAAAUACGAGGGAUGGCCAGAGCUGCUGGAGAUGGAGGGCUGCUUGCCCCCGAAGCCAUUUUAGGGUGGCUGUGGCUCUUCCUGAGCCAGGGGCCUGAAAAAGCUCCUGCCUGACUUAGGAGUCGGAGCCGGGCAGGGACUGAGGAGAAGGAGCAGGGGGUGCCACGUGGAAGUCACUGCCGGUCCUUGCAUGCUGUGUCACGCCUCCCCUCCUUGGAAACAGAACCCUCCCACAGCGCAUCCUACCCGGGAGACCAGCCUCAGGGGAUCCUUCUGGAACCAGCUGUCUGUGCAGAGAACAGGGUGCUUUCGUCAGGGACUGCUGGCGGCCAGUCCUGAGGAAGGACCGACUGCCCUGACUUGAGCCCAAUUAAAUUUUAUUUUUGCUGGUUUUGAAUGAA